Molecule: messenger RNA, 1128 nt
Organism: Pediculus humanus corporis (human body louse)
Lineage: Eukaryota; Metazoa; Arthropoda; Insecta; Psocodea; Pediculidae
Product: FK506-binding protein, putative
Exons: 7
Coding region: 1-1128 (375 amino acids)
Molecular function (GO): peptidyl-prolyl cis-trans isomerase activity; protein binding
Source: RefSeq, a predicted model, not a curated record
AUGGAUAACGAUGAUGUUAGUCUCAGAGCGAUGAAGGAUUAUUGUUUUGAUUAUGAUGAAGAAAAGGACGAAAUAAAUGGGCCGUCAUACAGAAGCACAAAUCCAAAAAAAGUUGUUAAUGGAAUUAAUUUAAAAGAAUUAUUUGAUGGAAAAGAUGUUGUAUUUGAAAUUAGCAACAGUUACAAUGAUAAAAUUAUGAAGGAUGAAGAUCCUGAUAUUUUUAAUGAUAUUCUGUAUGCUGAUUCAAAAUGUCUACAAGAAAAAAGAGGAGCUCCUCCGAUUGACUGCAGUUUUAAAGAGUUGGCAUCACAAAUGACAAACGUUACUGAAAAUGGAUUCGUUAAGAAACAGAUUAUUGUUUGUGGAAUAGGAGCAGUAGUACCUGAAAAUUCUUAUGUCACUGUUCAUUAUAACUUAUACAAAGAGCAUCAUGAUUUACCCUUUGAUUCAACAUAUUUUAGAAAUAAACCAGAAAAAUUUAGACUUGAUCAAGUUGAAACCAUAUUGGGUCUAAAUUAUGCUGUCAAAACGAUGAAAAAGUCUGAAAAUUCUCGAUUUUUUAUUAAAUGGGAAUAUGCUUUUGGAAGUUUAGGUUGCCCAGAUAGAAUCGAACCAAAAUGUGACAUUGUGGCCGACAUAACUUUAGUAGAUUACACUAAUAUUGAAUUUGAAAAUACUGGAAAUUUAAAUGGAGAUGACAAUGAAAUAAUAAAAAGAGAUUUUAUAAAAAACAUAAAUGAAGCAAAAUUGCAUCAUAAAAAUGGAAAUGAUGAAUUUAAAUGCAAAAAACUCGGAUCUGCAAUAUCAAGUUUUAAAAAGGCUGUAAUGAUUCUCAAUUCGACAGCAGUUGAUAAUAAAACUGAAGAAAAAGUUCUUCUCGAGCAAAAAUCAAAAUCUUUGAUAAAUUUAGCUUUGUGUUAUAACAAAAUUGGAAAAUAUGAACAAGCUUGCCUUGCUUGCCAAGAUGUACUGGCAAUAGAUCAUAAAAAUGUUAAAGCUUAUUACCAUUAUGGUAAAGCAUCAUUGAAUUUGUCUAACUUUCCUGCCGCUAAAAAAUGGCUAAUGAAAGCAGUUAAACUGAAACCAGGUGACCCCAAUAUCAACUCGGAAUUGAAAAAAGUCAGUUAA